UUACUGUCAGCACCCCCACACCCUAAAAGGAAAACCAGGCUGGUUUCUGUGAGCUGAAGCCCAAACCAAAAUGGCUUCACUUCACUCCUCCCUGCACCUCCCACCACCAUAAGAAUGCUGCCUCUGCUGGUCCCACUCUCCCCCCUCCCAAAGCUUCCAUCUCAUGAGCCCUCCUCUCCACUCAUUGCCACUUUGGUCAUACAUUGGAGAUGGACUUCGGUGGUGUGGUGAGCAUGGACGGGUUUGUAGGUGCUUCCUCAGGGGGUGGCAGCCUUCUGUCUUGCUCCCUGACCACCUCAAACGCCCAAGUCUGCAGGCCAAAGGGGCUCCCCGGCUGUGGCUUUCAGAAGCUUGGGAGGUCUGCUGAACCUGAUGACUGUGAUUGGAGAUCCCUCAAGAUGGCCAGAACCGAGGCAAUGGUGACAGCACCCAACGAGGCACCUCCUUUCCUGCCGGGAUCCACCACCACCCCCUACUCUCUCUUCCCUUAUGGGGAGCAAAUGCUCAGCUUCUCAUCGACCUCCAAGCAAGAUGCUUUGAUGCUCAGCUGUGAAGGGGCCCUGCCUUACUACUGCUCCCCAUCAGCAUCUUCUCCCACACCUUCCUCUUACCUUAGGAGUGCAGGGUUGUAUUCUGGGAGCUCUGAUGUGAACAUCAAUGGGGUUUUGGCAAGGGUGAGAGGGCCCUUCACCCCAUCUCAGUGGCUGGAGCUGGAACACCAGGCCUUGAUUUACAAGUACAUCGUUGCCAAAGUUCCUAUCCCACCCAAUCUGCUCACCCCUAUCAGGAGAAGCCUCAGUUCUUCUGGGUUCCAUCCCUUAUCGGCUGGACCUUUUGGUUCAAAUUCAUUGGGCUGGGGACCUUUCUAUCUGGGAUAUUCUGGAAAUGCUGAUCCAGAACCCGGUAGGUGUCGUCGGACUGACGGAAAGAAAUGGCGGUGCUCGAGGGAUGCAGUCGCCGACCAGAAGUACUGUGAGCGUCACAUGAACCGGGGCCGCCAUCGUUCAAGAAAGCAUGUGGAAGGCCAAUCUGGCCAUGCCGCGAAAGCGAUGCCUGUUAUCGCUGCUUCACAGUCAGCUACAGCAGUUUCUGGUGCUGGGUCAUCCAGUAGCCUUGGUAGUGCGCAUCCGCAAACUAAAACCUUGCAGCCAAAUGUUCGUGAAGUUUGCACUGCACCAUUCAACAUGAUGGUGAUGAACAAGGAAAAUGCCAAUGACCAAAGACAGGAUCCUGUGAGCCUCUCCAUGUUGACUUCUAUGAACCCAAAACCCACUAGUUCCUUAUUUUCAAUCCCGGAACAUCACAAUGCCUUUGAAACCACCUCAUUCCGAGCAGAUCUUCAACUUGUUGCUACCGAUUCCCAUUUGAACCCUGCAACUAGGUCUUUCUCAGAUAAAAGCUGUAUCGCUUCCCCGAAGCUCCAAGUCCCACGACCGCAGUCCCAUCCCCUUCAUCACUUCAUCGAUGAUUGGUCAAAAACCCAAUCGAAUCGUUCUACCAUUACUUGGCCUGAGAUAGAAGAAAUGCAGUUUGAAAGAACUCAACUCUCUAUGUCGAUACCAGUGGCUUCCUCAGAGUUCUCGUCCUCCUCUUCUCCUCACCAUGAAAACCUUACGCUUUCACCCCUUAAGCUGUCACGGGAAUACAAUCUCCCUCACAUGGAUUCGAGGAUAAAUGUGCUGAGUGAGGUGAACCAAAGACAGAUAAGCUGGAUACCGAUAUCCUGGGAGACUUCCAUGGCUGGUCCUCUGGGAGAGGCCCUUGCCAACACCAGUAGCAUGCCCAAGGAUCAAAGCAAAAACUGCUCAUCGUCGUCAUCUCUAAACCUCUUGACCGAUGGCUGGGAUUCAAGCCCUCGGAUGGAGUCCUCUCCGACGGGUGUUCUGCAGAAGACUUCAUUUGGUUCUCUUACGAGCAGCACCGGGAGUAACCCGAGGGCAGAGAACAGGAAGGCUCAUGAGAGCACCGCAAGCUUGUCCGAUGACCUCCUUGGCCCGACCCUUGUAGGUCCUCCAACCAUCCCCUCACUUUGAGCUUUUGGAAUGAGGACUGCAUCACUGAUGAUGUCAAGUUAUGUUUCUUGAUUGGUCUUUAUUUGUCUUUCUAUUAUGUUUGCUCUCUGUGAACUCUUUGGAUGGCGGUUAGUGAGACCUUGUUGUGAAGAAUAUGGCACUCCAACUUUUACUGGACUGAAAAGAUGAUGAGGAGAUGAUAUUUAAGUACCAAUUGCUUCUCUGUGCUA
Musa acuminata subsp. malaccensis (wild Malaysian banana) is the source of this 2242-nucleotide messenger RNA. RefSeq names its product growth-regulating factor 6. The record is from RefSeq and is a predicted model, not a curated record. Lineage: Eukaryota; Viridiplantae; Streptophyta; Magnoliopsida; Zingiberales; Musaceae. Gene Ontology annotation, cellular component: nucleus. Gene Ontology annotation, biological process: developmental process; regulation of DNA-templated transcription; DNA-templated transcription. Gene Ontology annotation, molecular function: ATP binding.